GGCAGGGCCAGAAAACCGGCUUCCAGGCUAUUCUAGUAACUUCCACACUAAAUAUAAGAGACGGGGCGGAGCGCGGAGGAAAGACCGAGAGAGAGAGGAUAGACCGGGGCCGAAUAUCAGAGCAGCCGCCGAGACCGGAGAACAUCCCGCAGCCGCACAUAGAAUAUCACCCAGCAGAGGCGGCGGGAUGGCCAAGUGGGGAGAGGGGGAUCCGCGCUGGAUAGUGGAGCAGAGGGCGGACGCCACCAACGUGAACAACUGGCACUGGACAGAACGAGACGCCACGGCCUGGUCCACGGAUAAGCUGAAGGAGCUGUUCAUGGCGGUCAGUGUGCAGGGGGAGGAGGGGCGCUGCGAGGUGACGGAGGUCAGCAAGCUGGAUGGGGAGGCGUCAAUCAACAACCGCAAGGGCAAACUCAUCUUCUUCUAUGAGUGGGACGUGAAGCUGAACUGGACGGGACAUUCCACAUCGGGGGUGAAGUACAAAGGUCAUGUGGAGAUCCCGAACCUCUCAGACGAGAAUGACCCCAGUGAGGUUGAGGUGAGCACCGCGCCAUUUUCUGUCAUUGCUGUUAUAAAGGGUCUAUGGGGCGGCAGCCAACACUGUGUAGAGUGGUAG
Hyla sarda is the source of this 619-nucleotide messenger RNA. It is a transcript of the gene AHSA1, whose product is annotated as activator of HSP90 ATPase activity 1. Gene Ontology annotation, biological process: protein folding; positive regulation of ATP-dependent activity. Gene Ontology annotation, cellular component: cytosol. The transcript is spliced from 3 exons. The record is from RefSeq and is a predicted model, not a curated record. Lineage: Eukaryota; Metazoa; Chordata; Amphibia; Anura; Hylidae. Gene Ontology annotation, molecular function: protein-folding chaperone binding; ATPase activator activity. Bases 188 to 619 code for a protein of 143 amino acids.